This is a messenger RNA of Pollicipes pollicipes, 1715 nucleotides long. RefSeq names its product serine/threonine-protein kinase WNK3. The coding region runs from base 81 to 1715 and encodes 544 amino acids. Lineage: Eukaryota; Metazoa; Arthropoda; Thecostraca; Pollicipedomorpha; Pollicipedidae. Gene Ontology annotation, biological process: protein phosphorylation. The record is from RefSeq and is a predicted model, not a curated record. Gene Ontology annotation, molecular function: ATP binding; protein serine/threonine kinase activity. The transcript is spliced from 9 exons.
UGGGCGCCGCCGACGACGAGCCGACGGAGCGCGUCGAGCCGCUGGCCGAGGAAGAGGAGUCGAGCCGCCAGGCGGAGAGCAUGCGCAAGCUGGAGCGCGAGAACGAGUCGCUGCGGCACGCCAUCGAGAACUACCGCGAGCUGGAGCGACGGCGCGCGUCCGGCCCGAGCGCCCCCGGCACGGCCGGCGGUGAGGACGCCGAGGACGGCGAGGAGGACGAGGUGGAGAAGGCCGUCGAGGUUUCGCCAAACGGGACGUUCCUCAAGUUCAACGAGGAGAUCGGGCGCGGCAGCUUUAAGACCGUCUACAAGGGAUUGGACACCACCACCGGCGUGUUCGUUCGCCUGCUGAGCGGCAACCGACUGAGCAAGAAGGACCGCGACCGGUUCCGGGAGGAGGCUGACCUGAUGAAGGGCCUGACGCACCCAAACAUCGUCCGCUUCUACGACUUCUGGGAGGUGGACAAGCCGAAGCGUAGCUGCAUCGUGUUGGUUACGGAGCUCAUGACGUCAGGCACUCUGCGCACGUACCUGAAGAACUUCGGCCAGAAGAAGGUGUCGCUGAAGAUCAUUAAGCUGUGGUGCCGCCAAAUCUUGCGUGGCCUGCAGUUCCUGCACUCGCGCAACCCGCCCAUCAUUCACCGCGACCUCAAGUGUGACAAUAUCUUCAUCUCGGGCACUACCGGCCAGGUCAAGGUCGGCGACCUGGGCCUGGCUACGCUCAAGAACCGGUCGUUCGCCAAGUCGGUGAUCGGCACGCCCGAGUUCAUGGCUCCGGAGGUGUACGAGGAGCACUAUGACGAGGCGGUGGACGUGUACGCCUUCGGCAUGUGCAUGCUGGAGAUGGUGACGGCCGAGUACCCCUACUCGGAGUGCACCGGGCCGGCACAGAUCUACAAGAAGGUCAUCACGGGCAUCAAGCCUUCGAGCUUCGAGAAGAUCGAGGACGCGCAAACCCGCGAGCUCAUCGAGUGGUGCACGCGGCUCAACAACAAGGAGCGGCCCACCGUGAAGCAGCUGCUGAACCACGAGUUCUUCGCCGAGGACUGCGGCAUGCGGCUGGACGUGGCCAACCGCGAGGAGACGGUCAGCUCGGACCGCAGCGUCAUCGAGCUGCAGCUGCGCGUGCUCGACGCCAAGAAGCGACGCGACACGCACAAGGAGAACGAGGCCAUCCAAUUCAACUACGUUCUCAACAAGGACAACCCUGAGGAGACGGCCAAGCAGAUGGUCAUGUCCGGCCUGCUGGCCGAGGAGAACUGGCGCCCCGUGGCCAAGAUGAUCGUCAACCAGAUCCAAAGCCUGGUGCGCGCCCGCGAAGAGAAGCGGCGCGAGCAAGCCGUGCCGCAGACGCAGUCGGCGCCGGCGGCCGGACCGGCGCCGACCGCCCCCGGCGCCGCCGUCCACGCUUCCGUGCACGCGUCAGCCUCGCUGCCCGCCGUCAGCGCACCGGUCGACACCUCCGUGUCCACGGAGAGCGACGCUGCGCUCAGCGAGAAGAAGGAGAAGAAGAUCCGGCCGCGGCGGCGCAAGACCUGCGAGCGGUUGCCCCGCCUCACCGUACUCGAGGUGAAGGGCAGCGACAACGGCCCGGUGGUGUCCUGUCUGCUGGAGACCAACCAGUCGCAGGCGAUCACGUUCAAGUUCGACCUGCACGAAGCGGACGUGACAGCCAUAUCCUACAAAAUGGUAUACGAGUGCAACCGAUUGCAGUGA